Messenger RNA from Acanthosepion pharaonis, 2682 nucleotides. Lineage: Eukaryota; Metazoa; Mollusca; Cephalopoda; Sepiida; Sepiidae. The record is from the annotation of a GenBank genome assembly.
AUGCUCCAGCAGAUGGUUAAAGACAGCACGGUGCCACUGCUCCCAGGUAAGGGCAGCUCUUCUUCGUUCACUAGUUCUGCCAACCGGCUGCCUUUCUUGCAAUUUCUUUCGUUUCUUUGCUCGGGUGUCUCUCCUAACCUGCCAGCAGCAAACCUAGCUCUAUUACCUUCUCGUCUUUCGUCUCUGUGCUCAGGAGUAUCUCUUACCCUGCCAGCAGCAAACCUAGCUCUAUUAACUUCUCGUCUUUCGUCUCUGUGCUCAGGAGUAUCUCUUACCCAGCCAGCAGCAAACCUAGCUCUAUUAACUUCUCGUCUUUCGUCUCUGUGCUCAGGAGUAUCUCUUACCCUGCCAGCAGCAAACCUAGCUCUAUUACCUUCUCGUCUUUCGUCUCUGUGCUCAGGAGUCUCUCUUACCCUGCCAGCAGCAAACCUAGCUCUAUUAACUUCUCGUCUUUCGUCUCUGUGCUCAGGAGUAUCUCUUACCCUGCCAGCAGCAAACUUAGCUCUAUUAACUUCUCGUCUUUCGUCUCUGUGCUCAGGAGUAUCUCUUACCCAGCCAGCAGCAAACCUAGCUCUAUUACCUUCUCGUCUUUCGUCUCUGUGCUCAGGAGUAUCUCUUACCCAGCCAGCAGCAAACCUAGCUCUAUUAACUUCUCGAGUAUCUCUUACCCAGCCAGCAGCAAACUUAGCUCUAUUACCUUCUCGUCUUUCGUCUCUGUGCUCAGGAGUAUCUCUUACCCAGCCAGUAGCAAACCUAGCUCUAUUAACUUCUCGUCUUUCGUCUCUGUGCUCAGGAGUAUCUCUUACCCAGCCAGCAGCAAACCUAGCUCUAUUACCUUCUCGUCUUUCGUCUCUGUGCUCAGGAGUAUCUCUUACCCUGCCAGCAGCAAACCUAGCUCUAUUAACUUCUCGUCUUUUGUCUCUGUGCUCAGGAGUAUCUCUUACCCUGCCAGCAGCAAACCUAGCUCUAUUACCUUCUCGUCUUUCGUCUCUGUGCUCAGGAGUCUCCACUGUCCUGCUAGCAGCAGACCUGGCUCUAUUAGCCUGCAGUCUUUCAUGCCUUUGCUUCCCUGCUGGCAUCCCUCUUAGCUCUAGCAGCCUGAAGGCUACCCGAAGCCUUUCCUGUCUCAGCUCAGGAAUUGCAGAUGCUCUGCGGGCAGCAGACCUAGCUCUUUCUUUCCGAAGCCUUUCCUUCUUUCUUCCCUUUAUUCCGAUGCUUCAACAGCCCGAUGUAAAGAAUUUCAUGCACUUCCGGAUUGCAAAUAUGUUUAUCUCUGUGUUCUGGUAUCCUCCAUAUGUCUCCUUGGAGAAACCCUUGAAUUUGCUUUCUCUUGAGUUGAUGAAAGUCUUGUUCGAUGUUGUGGAAUAUUUUAAAAUAUCUACUUUUUUUAAAUUUCUCCGUGACAUUUUUAUACCAACUUCCGGUUACACCGGUGUUAUCGUUGUGGAUAUCUUUAUUCAUGACUUUGUCCACAAAUUUGAACAGAAAUGUCUCUAUGUUGUUUCUGGCUGGUCGUCUGCCUACAAAUUGCUGCAUUCACAGCUCCAGGCCAAGAAAGUAUCUCUAAUGCAGACUAAGCGCCAGAAGCAGACAACAGUCAUGGCACCUGUGGUGGAUUUGAAAAGACACGCUGACCUCACUGACCAACCUCUCCAUUUUAACCAACAGACUGGACGCCUUGAACGAGGCCCUCCAGCUUCUCUGGGCAAUUCUCCAUUUAUUGCUUCCGAACCAGUUCCAUCUCUAACUGGGGUGGCUGAUGAAUAUGACCCCCUACGUCCAAAUGAAUACGAAGAAAUUGUGAAGAAGAGACGCGAACAAAGACAAAAGGAACGAGAAGAAGAAAAAAUAAAAAAAGAUAAAGAUCGUGACGAAUCUUCCAGUCGAAGAUCAAGCAGUCGACCUGAACCACCCACUCCUUCAACGCCCGUCGUUCUCCCUGGUAGCACAGACCCUGGCAGUGAAAUGGAUCAAGCCCGUCGGCGCCGAGAAGAAGAGAAUGAAGAGGAUGAGGAAUAUGAGAAACCUAAGCGCCCAAAUACCGGGGCAGCCAUUGCACCUCCCAUGUCCCUCAUUGAAGAAGACACAGUAUCAAAACCAGAAGACGGUACAGAAAGCCCCAUUGCUACUGAACGAACACAGUCUCCACCUCCACUGGGAUACAGUAUAGGACUUGGUGGUUCAGUUGCUUCAAAAAUUAUGGCCAAAUAUGGUUAUAAAGAAGGCCAGGGUCUUGGCAAACAAGAACAAGGUAUGAGCACUGCUUUGUUUGUGGAGAAAACGAGUAAACGAGGCGGCAAAAUUAUCCAUGAGAAAGAUCUUCCCAAAGAGCCUCCCCGAGAAACGUGUGUUACAAAUGCCAACCUGUUGAAAAACCCAUCGAAAGUGAUAUUGUUACGUAAUAUGGUUGGUUCUGGUGAAGUUGAUGAUGAUCUUGAACCUGAGACUGCUGAGGAAUGUGCCAAAUAUGGAAAAGUGGUGAAAUGCUUGAUAUUCGAGAUUCCAGGUGUUAGUGAUGAAGAAGCUGUGCGUAUUUUUGUUGAAUUUGAAAGAGUUGAAUCUGCCAUCAAAGCUGUCGUCGAUCUAAAUGGACGAUAUUUUGGAGGAAGAGUGGUGAAAGCCGGAUUUUACAACCUGGACAAAUUCCGGCGUUAUGACUUGGCUGAAGAACAAGACUUUUGA